Chenopodium quinoa (quinoa) is the source of this 1602-nucleotide messenger RNA. Its product is annotated as protein CHUP1, chloroplastic-like. Gene Ontology annotation, biological process: chloroplast organization. The record is from RefSeq and is a predicted model, not a curated record. The coding region runs from base 162 to 1430 and encodes 422 amino acids. The transcript has 2 exons. NCBI's taxonomy places the organism in Eukaryota, Viridiplantae, Streptophyta, Magnoliopsida, Caryophyllales, Amaranthaceae. Gene Ontology annotation, cellular component: chloroplast outer membrane.
AAUACACCAAGUAAAGGCAAAGAAUAGUAUACUUCAUAUUUUAUAUAACCCUAUGCAUAUAUAUAUACACACAUUAUCAUCAAACAAAUUAAACCUAUGUUUUAUUCACACAAUAUUGUACAAAAUAUUCUCUAAAUUAGCUUUCAAUCAAGUUUCCUAAAAUGUCUAGCUCUGAUUCAAGAGCAAAGAUGAUAAGCCCUUUGAUAGUAAAAGCUGGAAUCCCAGCUGCUCUUUCUAUUGCAGCUUAUGUUUGUGCAAGGAUCAUGUCGAAACAAUCUAGUAAUUUGAUACCAUCUCCAUCGGAUGAAGAAACUUAUCGUUAUGAUAGCCUUAAUCCAACAUAUGAUGAUCAAUAUAAUGAAGAUGAUUCAAGUUUGCAUGGUCAAGGUGUUAAUAGUAGUAGUAACUUAGAGGACAAGUUACUAGAGCUUGGAAUUCAUAUCGAAAAUCUUCAAAGGAGGGAAAGGGAUUUGAUGAGGCAAUUUGUUCGAUAUCGAGGUAUGAAGGAGAAAGAAUUUAUGUUGAUGGAGAUGAAGUCUAAGAUGAUGUUGGAAAAAGCUCGGGCCGAGUUCUUGCUAAAAGAGAUGUCAUUUGUACAAGAAGAGAGCCAAAGGAUUGGGAGUUUUAUUUUAGAGUACAUUAAAAUUGUGCAACAACUUGAAGAAUCUAAGAAGGAAAAUGGGUUGCUUGAGAUGAAAGCAAGGAAGUUGUGCAAAAGAGCAAGACAAAGAUUGAAGAUUAUAAGGGAAUUGAAGAUGAGGAUUCAAGCAAGGGAAGAAGAGGUGUUAAACAAUCAAGAAGAGAUUCAAAAAAAGGAUGAUCUUAUUCAAGAAUUAGAGGAUGAAAUUAAUCAAAUGAAAGAGGUUGUUGAUCAUUUACAAAGAGAGAAAAUUGAGGUCUCCAAUAAUCAGCUUGAAAUUGAUGAAAAUUUAUGUUCAUCAAAUCCAAAGAAUGUUGAGAUAGAAGGUGUACCAAAGGAGGAGCAUGAAAGGGUCUUACAAGAGAUAGAACAACUCCAAAAAGACCGAGAAGCCGAGGUAAGUGAAUUAACAUACCUAAAAUGGACCAAUGCAUGCUUAAGGAAUGAACUAUUAAGGUGCCAUGAGCUAAACAAAGGAGAAAAUGGGAAUCAAGCCGAGGAAAUCGAGUCAUUGGAAGAUCACCAUAGUGAAAUUGAUGAGAACUAUGGUUGCAAUAACAAAGCACUUUCGGUUCAUAAUGAUCAUGAGCUUUGUUUGAGUACUAAUAAUGGUCAUCCAUCAAGGAGGCGUCGAUUUAUUCGUAAGGUAAAGAAAUGGGUUGAAGGAGGAAAAAUGGAUGAAAAAGAAAAGGAUGAAGUUAAGUGUUUUGUUAAUAAGCUUUGUGUUUCUCAUGAGGAGGAGCAAGAUAACUUAUUUGUUCAUGAAAGAAUGUCUUACUCAAGUGUUUAGUUUUAAACAUUUCUCAUGAUGUAAUUUGUGUAUUGUUUAAAAUUAACUGUCAAUUCUAUGAAUGAUGUGAUCUUAUCAUACUCUAUAACAUCAAAAAGUGUGGUUUCAUGUAAAUUUGAUAAUUUCAAAUUAAUUUGCCCCUCCCCUUGGAAUUAACAAAGGGGGUUAUUUA